Molecule: messenger RNA, 1558 nt
Organism: Hibiscus syriacus
Lineage: Eukaryota; Viridiplantae; Streptophyta; Magnoliopsida; Malvales; Malvaceae
Product: cell division cycle-associated protein 7-like
Exons: 6
Coding region: 42-1541 (499 amino acids)
Biological process (GO): regulation of DNA-templated transcription
Cellular component (GO): nucleus
Molecular function (GO): DNA binding
Source: RefSeq, a predicted model, not a curated record
UGUUGCAGCAUAUACCUAGAGAGUUUAGCAGGAAGUAUUUCAUGGAUCAUGGUGAUGUAGUUCUCCGUGAUUCUGAUGGCAAAACUUGGUCCGCUGAGUACCGCACUAUCCUAGGAUGUAACGAACGACCCUAUGUUAAACUCUGCAAUGGUUGGGGCGCUUUUGUGCGCGACAACAACAUACAAGUUGGUGAUGUUUGUAUAUUUGAGUUAAUUGACUGCAUUGACAUCUCAUUCCAAGUAUUCAUUUGUGGCGGUAAUCAUCGAUCGGUUGCGAAAUUGGAUGAUGGAAUCUCAUCUACUCAUCAGAAAUGCCUGGGGCCAUUGAAGGCCCAUGAAGCUUUGGAAUUGCCAUCAGAAGUAUCUCCUGAAUUCGAUGAUAAUCAGCUUGGAACAUCAAGGCCUCAAACCGGAGAGGAUGAUUUUAGAAGUGAGAAAAAAGAAUGCAAUGCAUACCCAGAAUCAAGUACAUUGCUAUUCUCAAUGAAUAAAACAAUGUUUGAGAAAGGGGAGCCUACUGAGAUCAGCCUUGAUGUCUUCUCUUCAAGGUGUGAGCAUCCUCUUGCUGGUAGUAAGCCACCGGUUAUCCCUCUGUCCUCCUUGCCUCCAUCUUCCAGUCCCAGCCGCUUCUCAAGGUUGCAAAAUACUACUUCAGCGACUUAUUCAGAGGCGGCUUUGGCAAAAAAGGAUGAGCUUUUGGAGAAUGUGGAACUGAAGGUUAGCAAAUCAGAGGUGUAUACUGAAGAGCACGAGAAGCUUUUGGGUGACACACAGAGGAGCUGGACACAUUUUGUGGAUGGAUAUGGAAGUGAUGGAAGACAGAUUUAUGAUGUCUUCGAAGGAAAGAAUUGUCAUCAAUGCCGGCAGAGAAUGCUUGGUCAUUGUACUCGCUGUAGCAAAUGCUAUAUGGGCCGAAGGCAAUUCUGUGGAGAUUGUUUAUACAUGAGGUAUGGGGAGCAUAUUCUUGAAGCCAAUGAGAAUCCGAAUUGGGUUUGCCCUGUGUGUCGUGGAAUUUGCAACUGUAGUAUGUGCCGGAAAGCAAAAGGAUGGGCUCCUACUGGCUCUCUUUAUAAGAAGGUAAAGAAAAUGGGGUUCAAGUCGGUUGCACACUAUCUAAUUCAAACCCAGCGUGCGCAAACCAAUAUGGAAAAGGUUCCAGAUGAUACCGAUCAAGUUUCUCCUAAGAGAUCACUCUCUUGCCUAGCUCAAGAAUUGCCAUCAGAAGAAUCACCCGAGGUCGAUGAUAAUCAGCUUGUAACAUCGAAGCCCCAUACUGGGGAGGAUGGCUUCAACAGUGAGAACAAGGAAUACAAUGCAUACCCAGAAUCAAGUACAUUGCUAUUGUCGAAGAAUGAAACAGUGUUUGAGAAAGUGGAGCCUACUGAGACCAACCUUGAUGUUCACGAGCAACCAGGAUUUCCGGAGCUGAAUUCUGGGGGCAAGAUAGAUGUUGGAAAGGAAUUGGAUUUCAGCAACACAGAACCUGGUGGUAGUCCUGUGACAUUGGAAAGCAUACCUGAAAAAGAUAAAAGCCAUGAAUGAGAUUUUGGCAUGGGUUA